Anopheles nili is the source of this 2691-nucleotide messenger RNA. RefSeq lists its product as uncharacterized. Lineage: Eukaryota; Metazoa; Arthropoda; Insecta; Diptera; Culicidae. The transcript has 4 exons. The record is from RefSeq and is a predicted model, not a curated record. Bases 1 to 2400 code for a protein of 799 amino acids.
AUGAAACCGUCGGUGUUACAGACGCUGCUCGAGCCCGCGGCAGCAUUGGCGGUAUUGAGUAAGAAGCAACGCCAGCAACAUUCCACCUGUACCAACAACCGCCGCGAUGCCGGUCGAGGCCUGCUGCACCAGGACAAGUGUGGCCGGGUGCCGGUCUUCGCACUGGCACUGGUGUUCUGUGUCACCGUGUACCUGUACUUCACGACCACCACGUGGACCGAUACGACCCAGAUGAUCGUGACCAUUCCGGCGGAUGACGCCGACCUUCCUGGACCAAAAGACCAAACUGCAACAAAAUGCACCAUCGAGCAGCUUCGCGUUGCACAAGCGAGAGCAGACGUACUGCCACUCACUACCAAUACCAAUCGAAUUAUUCCAAUCGUUCCCCAAACCGAUGCCGCCGCCAUCAACCACUUGAUCACCAACGUUACCCCUGCCACCACCAACACCAUCCCGAUCGCUAACGGGUGCGGUCAAUCUCCUGAUCAUGCGAUGAUCGGACCCUGUCCCACUAACACCUCCACCGAUGCCACCGUCGAACCACCGGCUGAUCCGAACGCUCCAGUGCCAAAGGGCUUCAUCGUUUGGGGGCCAGGAUGUCAGAUUAUGGACCUGAAUCCGGUCGCCAAGGAUGUGAUGCGGCUGUUCAGCAAGGAGCGGUUUGUGCCGUGCAGCCCCAAGCAACCGCUGACAACGAUCGAGCAGAACUUCGACAACGACACGGUCCUGGUGCGGUUCCACCGGGACCAGAUGGAGGCGUACAUGCCGCACUACAUGCGGUACGUUCGGUGCUGUUAUCAGAGCAUCGAACGGGCAGGGACGAAGGAUAAGGCUGACAAAAACUUCUGGGUUGGAGAAUGUAUCGCUUUCAACGAGUCCUUUUUGCUGCCGUCAACGGUGCGGAACGGUAUCCUAGUACGGUGUAAAGCCGGCGUUUCCGAGUCAAGCAAAUCCAAAAAGGCCAUCUACACCAACGUACACGCUUUGGUACGUCCGCAACAGAGCGUCCGAGAGCGAAUGGACAGAUUCAAUGGUCGCACGGAAAAGCGACCACUCAGCGUACUUAUGAUAGGCAUUGAUAGCAUAUCGAGACUGAAUCUUAUCCGUGCGAUGCCCCACACGGCCCAGCAUCUCUACGAUACGGGCUGGUUUGAGCUGAAAGGGUACAACAAGAUUGACGACAACACCUACCCGAAUCUGAUGGCCAUCCUGACGGGGUAUAACAACUCGCUCGCGUACUCGGUGUGUAACCCGAAGAAAGUCGGCCAGCUGGAGGAGUGCCCGUUCAUGUGGAAGUACUUCGCCGACAGUGGAUACGCGACGGCCUACGCUGAGGACGAAGCCAGCAUCAACACGUUCAACUACCACAAGUAUGGCUUUGUGGCGCAACCGACUGAUCACUACUUCCGGCCAGUCGCACUGGCCGCUGAGAAGAACCUGUCGAAGAAGAUGAAGAACUCGCUCACGUUCUGUCUCGGCUAUCAGAACUAUGCCGAUUACAUCUAUCAGUACGCGCUGGACUUUGCGGCGCAGUACAAGAACGAUCCUUACUUUGGGCUGUUCUGGACGAACACGUUCAGCCACAACGAUAUCAGUGAUCCAUCGUCAAUGGAUCGACGCAUGAAGUACUACGUCGAGCAGUUGGAUGAGCGGGGCAUCUUGAACAACAGCAUGGUUGUGUUCUUCAGCGAUCAUGGGCUGCGUUUCGGGCCAGUGCGGAUGCUCCUGACUGGCUGGCUGGAGGAGCGACUCCCGUUCAAUUUCAUCUGGUUGCCGGAGUGGUUCAAGGACGAACAUCCCGAGAUCGUGCAAGCGCUCAAGAUCAACCGCAAUCGGCUGACGAACCCGUACGAUCUACACGUUACACUUAAGCACGUGCUCGAGCUGUCAGGACGCAUCGACAACUUGCCAGGACCGCUUAGUUGCCCGAACUGUCAGAGUAUUUUCACUGAGAUGCCCUGGAAUCGAUCGUGUGAGGAAACGGCGAUCGAAUCGCACUGGUGCACCUGCGCCAACUUCCAACCCAUCGACCGGAGGUCCUCGAUGGUGCAGAAAGCGGUCGCAUUCGUGAUCGACUACGUCAACCGGGACUUGGAGGAUCACCGCAACAGCACGACGACGAACUACGCUUGCGCAAAGCUGACACUCGGAUCGAUCACUCUCGCUAAAAUGGCCCGCGAACCGAAGGGUAAGCUACCGUACAACGAUUAUCUGCUGAUAUUCGAAGGAAAACCGGGCGGUGGGAAGUUUGAGUCCACGGUCCGCCAUUACCAGGGCCGGGAUGCGUUCGAGAUCACCGGUUCGAUCAGCCGGUUGAACGAGUACGCUAGUCAGAGUGAGUGCAUGCACGUGGACUACCUUCGCAAGUACUGCUAUUGCCAGCGGACGAAGAUCUUCUAGGCUUUCUAGACUUUCGGAAGGGCUUUCAGAUGACUCGAGCACCCGGGAUGUGUUGAACGUAUCAACGAAUGAUCAAAAAUUGCCUCGAGCACAAUAUCAAAGCACGUACCAGGUACGGCUUUGACGUACUUCCCCGCAAGAACAAACUCGCUCGCAAGACAAAACGUAAGUCGCGGCCUAAAUUACAAAUUGUUCUCUUUACGUCUUAUCUAUGUUAGUAACGCUUAUAAAGCAAUCUCCCCCUUUACCAUUCCACAUAUUGAAAUUUACCCUUCUCUUUAUGGUUUAGUC